This is a messenger RNA of Octodon degus (degu), 2825 nucleotides long. RefSeq names its product ADAM metallopeptidase domain 29 (gene Adam29). Gene Ontology annotation, cellular component: external side of plasma membrane; plasma membrane; sperm head plasma membrane. Lineage: Eukaryota; Metazoa; Chordata; Mammalia; Rodentia; Octodontidae. Bases 366 to 2825 code for a protein of 819 amino acids. The transcript has 4 exons. Gene Ontology annotation, molecular function: metalloendopeptidase activity. The record is from RefSeq and is a predicted model, not a curated record. Gene Ontology annotation, biological process: male gonad development; proteolysis.
AUGUACUAUAAACUCUGCUGCUGCUGGACUAUUCCUGGACAUUGCUGAGGAUACCUUUCAUCAUAAACAGAUUGAAUCACUUCUAAAAUUCUAUUGAACAGGUAGUGUGUCUCGACCCGUAGUUUCAGAUAAUGUGGCUUUCCUGAAAAGAAGGAGGGAGAAACAAUGCAGUUCCUUCUCAGAUUGUCUCAUCUAAAAAAAUUCAAGCUGUUCUUCCAGGAAUACAACUCUGAUGAUUCAACUUGGCCCAAAGACAUAACCUUAGUGACCGGCACUGCAUAUGUACCAGCUUAGCCGAGACAGCUGUACUAUGAAUUCCAGACCUGAAGUCUUGGAAGCAAUGUUGUUGUAGAUGUGGCUUCAUAAUGACCAGGACUGGAGCCCUGGUAUUCAUGAGGAUUUCAUUCCUGGUGCAAUGGUUUGGGGUAUUACUGUCUUUUCCUGGAUUCAUCCAAACUAAACGGUACCAGUAUCAUAGCCCCCCAGAGGUGGUGAUUCCCUUAAAAUUAACUGGCACAGCCAGAGGAAUUCAGCUUCCAGGAUGGCUUUCUUAUAGCCUUCACUUUGGGGGCCAGACACACAUUAUCCACAUGAAGGCCAAGAAAAGUUUGCUACUCAGACACUUCCCAGUGUACACUUACACGGACCACGGUGCUCUGUUUGAGGAUCACCCUUUUGUCCAGAAUGACUGCUACUAUCAUGGUUAUGUCGAAGGGGACUCAGAAUCUUUGGUGUCUCUCAGUACUUGUUUUGGUGGCUUCCAGGGAAUGUUGCAGAUAAAUAACAUUACUUAUGAAAUCAUGCCCUCAAUGUUUUCUACUACCUUUGAACAUUUAGUAUAUGAAUUGGAAAGUGAAGAGACACAGUCCUCAAUCAGAACACCUGACAUUAUGCAAGAUGAAAUAGAGCACCAAAUGGAAUUUGAAGAUAUUAGUAAUUCCACUCUCAAGCAAAGUUCUCAUUUGAACUGGUGGAUCCACUAUAAGACUGUUGAAGUUGCAGUGGUGGUUGACAAUUACAUGUAUAAUCAUUAUGGAAGAAAUGAAUCAAAGUUACUGGUGGAUUUGUUUCGUAUAAUUAAUAUGGUGGAUUCCAUUUAUUAUAUUUUGGGCAUUAAGGUAUUAGUGUGUGGCUUGGAGAUCUGGACUAAUUCAAACCCUAUUGUAGUAGAUGAUGUAAGAAAAUCUCUGGAUCAAUUUUGCAAAUGGAAAGGUAUAUAUAUUACUCAUCGGCUAAAACACGAUACCAUACAUCUUUUCAUGUACAGGGAAUUGAGAGGAUUAAGUGGCAUAGGAGCCACUAAAGGAAUGUGUAGCCCAGGACGUAGCUGUGCAAUCGUUACUUUGGUAAACAGAAGUUUGGCCCUUUUCGCCAUUGCUGUGGCUCAUCAUUUAGGUCAUAAUUUGGGCAUGUCUCAUGAUCAACAUACAUGCAAAUGUAAAUCAUAUAAAUGUAUAAUGCAUGUGGAUAACCCUCCUACAGUUUAUUUUAGCAACUGCAGUUAUAAUUAUUUUUGGGCAUUCACAAUAGACCAGACACCAUGCUUGCUAGAAAAUUUAUACUCAAAGGACAUCUUUGAUAGGACGAAAUGUGGGAAUGGUAUAGUUGAAAAAGGAGAGGAGUGUGAUUGUGGAGCUUUAAAAUCUUGUGCAGAAGACCCAUGUUGUAUGCCAAACUGCACUAUCAGUUAUGGGGCUACUUGUGCCUUUGGACCUUGUUGUAGGGACUGCAGAUUUGCACCACCAGGGGAACUGUGUAGAAAAGAGGCCAAUAUAUGUGAUCUUCCAGAAUGGUGCAAUGGGACUUCCCACAUGUGCCCAGAUGAUGUAUAUGUUGAAGAUGGAAUUCCCUGCAAUGAUACUGCUUACUGCUAUGGAAGGGAAUGUUAUAGUCUCAAUGAAAGCUGCAGGCAGAUUUUUGGCCAAGAAGCAAGAAGUGCAAAUGAGAUUUGCUACAAAAAACUUAACACUCAAGGUACUCGUUUUGGCCACUGUGGUCUCAGUGGUACUAGUUAUGUAAAAUGUAACACAUCAGAUGUAAUGUGUGGGAGACUUCAGUGUGACAGUGUGGCAGAACUUCCAGUUUUGGCUGACCAUACCACAGUACACUGGACUCGCUUCAAUGAUAAACCCUGCUGGGGUACUGAUUACCACCAUGGGAUGAAAAUUCCUGACAUUGGUGAUGUAAAAGAUGGCACAAAAUGUGGGGAAGAACACCUCUGCAUCAAUAGGCAUUGUGUCCACAUAUCUCAAUUGGAUAGUGAUUGCUCACCUGGAUUCUGUAACAUGAGAGGCAUCUGCAAUAAUAAACAUCACUGUCACUGCAACUACCUGUGGGACCCUCCAAACUGCGUGAUAAGAGGGUAUGGGGGCAGUGUCGAUAGUGGCCCACCUCCUAAGAGGAAGAAAAAAAACAAGUUUUGUUACCUGUGUUUAUUGCUCCUUAUUAUUUUGUUUGUUUUAUUAUGUUGCUUUUUUUACCUGUUUAAGAAGAAGAAAACUAAGGAAGAACAAAAAUCUCAGACUCAAUCGACAAAAGAAGAGAAAAAGUUUCAGAGACAAACUAGCUCAGUGCUUUCCCAAAGUAAACGUGGGAAAGAGGAGCAAAAACCUCAAAUUCCACAUGCAAAAGUGGAGAGAAAGUCACAGAGUCAGCCCAGCUCAUUGCGUUCUCAGAGUCAACCCAGCUCACUGCGUUCUCAGAGUCAACCCAGCUCACUGCGUUCUCAGAGUCAACCCAGCUCACUGCGUUCUCAGAGUCAGCCUGGCAGACGAAAGCCAUCAAACCCAAUUUCAAAAACUUCAUCCUUGCAAAAAAAGCCUUAA